Molecule: messenger RNA, 4125 nt
Organism: Epinephelus moara (kelp grouper)
Lineage: Eukaryota; Metazoa; Chordata; Actinopteri; Perciformes; Serranidae
Gene: cdkn1d
Product: cyclin-dependent kinase inhibitor 1D
Exons: 3
Coding region: 222-758 (178 amino acids)
Biological process (GO): regulation of mitotic cell cycle; signal transduction by p53 class mediator
Cellular component (GO): nucleus
Molecular function (GO): cyclin-dependent protein serine/threonine kinase inhibitor activity
Source: RefSeq, a predicted model, not a curated record
UAGAGUCCAUAAACAAGUCUCAGAUAAGGGGACACGCAGGACCGACCCUCCCCGUGGGCAGUGGCUCCUAAAACCUCUCAACGUGACACUGUUUGUUUCCACGGUGCUGUCAGGGACACCUUUCAUUCCUCUGAGUGGAUGAACUGUGCGGAGUUUGAGGACCAAACACUCGCGAAACUUUUCAACUUUUGAAUACUUUGUGGUAUUGACGUUGAUGGGACAUGGCGAUGGCCCGUCCAUCAACAUCAUCAGCAGGACCAGCUGCAGCAUCUAACCCAGAGCUCCCAUGCCUGGGGGGCAUUGAGGCCUUGAAAUUGAAGGUGGGACCGGUGCGGAGGAACCUCUUUGGGCCAGUGGACCACCAGCAGCUGCAGAAGGACUUCGAGCGGCUGCUCUGCAUGAACGUGGAAGUGGCCAAGAAGCGCUGGAACUUCGAUUUCCAGAGUGAAAUGCCGGGAGAGGGCUCCAACAUCGAGUGGGAGGAGCUCAGGUACCAGGAUGUGCCGGCGUUUUACCGCAGCUGCACGGUCAGGCCAGUGACGCGUCCGGUGACCAAGAGGCGAACGUUGUCCUCGUCAGGGGAGAGUUCCCCAGGGUCCAGCAGCUCGUCCGGGUCUGGGGAUGAGUACCUAGAGGUGACCACAAGGGGGUGCUACCGGAUCCAGUGGCAAGGAAAACGCAGACAGGCUGCCAUCACAGAUUUCUUCAAGGUGAAGAAGAGGAAGCUUCUGCAUUACAAAGCAUCCUCUCGACAGUAGAGCAGCACUAGACCCAGCGACGAUCACUUUGUGGUCGACACCCCUCUACACCUCACCUCAUAUAGAUAUGUGUCAUAUCAUAUGUAUAUAUGUAGCAAUUUGUAACGGACUGUCCGCAAGCUCAUUUAGCAUGGGCUUAAAAACUCCUCUGACACCAUAUACCUUAAAUGUUCAGCACAAGGAAGCUACCAUUUUCCUAGCUAAUCAAGCUCAGACUUUAGGAACGGUUUUUGUUGAUAAUUAUAUAUAUGAUAUUGUUAUUCUACAUACUGUUUUCCUCAGCUUUUGACUAUACUGUGAAAUGAUGUUGAAUGCACUCUCAACAGAAAACAGGCUCUAGUUGUAAGAGGUCAAUUUGCCUAUGAACGGGCCUCGGAUAGUAUUUGACCUCUACCUUUUUUCUCCCUCUUGCUAAAAGUCAUAAGAGGUUUUGAUUAGAUGAGUUACUAUUCCUGGCCUCGCAACACACUUAGCCUUUAGUCUCACCCCAGGGCCCCGAUAACAUGAGUCAAGCCGGAGGUCAAAACCUCGUGCUGCUCAAAAAUUGGCAGUGCAACAGUGAUUAGCUCCAGGGCAAAGGUCAACGGUGGAGGCUCAGUGAUGAGGUAAUGCGGCUGACCUGUACAACAGUGACUUAAAUUCCUAUGUGACUAUUUAUUUAUUAUUCACGAUGCUAGGUCAUCGUCAAAAACAAAAACAAAAAAAAAAAAUUUGAAAAGCAAUGCAAUGUGUAAAACGAGGUAAUACAAGGUGUUUGUGGAAACCUGUGCCAUCGCCCCCAAAUUCUGCCUGAGACAUAAAGUCAUUAUGGCUCACCUUCAGUCCACCGUUGCAACUUAAAAAUAUCAGCCAUUUAAACAAAAAACAUACAAACUACAAAUGAUAUUCCCUUUUUGCUUUGUAUUAUUUGCAUAACGGGGCUGUAAAAAUCUAUAUAUUUUUUUGGCAACAGACCAGAACAUACCUUAUUUAGUUGUAUGUUUUGUCAGCUUUAUGCUUGUAAUGUAGCAUUUCCCACUCUUUGCCUUCAUGUGACGUCAUGUAGGUGUUCAAUACACCUCUGUCCUCCAUGAAGAGAGUGUAGUGUUUUAUCACUGUGUCGCAGCUCGGAGGAAUCCAAACUUUUGGUUCCACUUUUGCUAAUUUUUUUUUUUUUAAUAUGAAGAGUCGGAGCUGCUUCACUUUUUCUCUGUUCCUGUGCUGUUCUAUAAGUGUUUGUGUACAUAUGCAUAUGUGUUUGUGUUUGUGUAUGAAUGUGCUGGUUUGGUGUUUAUCUUGAGGUUUUUUUUUUACGAGUUGUGGCAGCUGAGGCAGUUGAACCAAAGAGAAAUUGCGGUGCCAUUAAAUUAGAAACACAUCCUUUGUACAAGUCGCUCGCUGUUUGAGUGAUAAGUCACGGGGUCACAGAAAGUCCCAAACACGUCUAGCGCUUCAAAUAUGUAGUGUAAACACACCACAACUGCUCAACUGACAGUUUUGGUGACUCACAGGGGCAGAUCAAGGGGGUGUUUCUGGGGCUCCAGCCCCAAAAUUUACCCAAAAGCCUCAAAUCUGGGCUAAAACUCUAAUGUAACCCAGCUAGACAUUGAUUUUCUGAACCUUACUCCAGCAUAGCAUCACAAAAACAGGGUUCAAGAUUGGUAGUGCUGUUAAAUCCAAAUUUUUCCCCAAACAUCGGGCAUUUUUUAGGCGUUCUGUUAUCUCAAAUGGCUUGAAAAAAAAAUGUAUAAAGCUGCCACAAAUGAUAGGAAAAAAAAAUUUACUGACCCUGCCCUAAGUUUAUGCUGAGCCCAGAGUGUUGGCGUCUGGCUCCGCCCCUGGUAACUGUGCCUACUCUUUUCCCUACGUACAGUCAUUCUAAUUUGUACAUGGAUAAAAAGCCAUAGGAUUAAUCCACUCUUACUACCUCAUAAAGUAAUUCAGUAAACAUACAAAUAAAAACCAGCGUAGCUCAGGUUGUUUGCAUCUACAGGUGAAAGAGAGAUGGAGAGACAGAACCAGGGGGGUGGGUUCUUAUGUUGUUGUGGUAAAAGCUGUCGAGGUUCAGCGCUCCGUGUAGAGUUUCACAUCAGGUAAAAGAGUCAGUGUGUCAGAGCGGGGCCCCAGCUCCGAGCAGAGGAAACUCCGCUCCCUCUGGGGUGGGGGGGGUUGAGGCAGCUUUUGUUCACUUGGUUUAGACAGCUUCCCCCCAGAAAUAGACAGAGCCGAGGGAUAGCGGUGGGGGGAAGGACGAGGAAAAAAGGGACAGAGUUUAAUAAGGGAACCUUCGCGAGAAAACGUCCCAGACCCCUCGUGGAUCAAAGGAUCUCUCCAGCCAGACAAGUGGCCUGUGAUUCAGACACGCUUUUGUCUGCCCCCCUUUAAAGCCUCUCAGUCUCUCUUUCAUGAACCAAGCGCCUCAGUCUCGGCGAGAAAUCGGCAUGAAAGCAGUCGUUCAUAAUCAUGUUAAUUCUAUCGUGGCUCAACAAGGCGAUACUUCACAGAUCUCAAAACAGCAAACACGGCUAUUUGAAAUUGUUUUAAAUAAGUCAGAAUUACUUGUUUGUUUUGUCAACUUAUCUACGUGUGUGUGUGAGUGUGUGUGAGACAUUGUGUGUGUGCACCUAUCUUCUCAAAACUUUUAAAGUCUAUAAUAACUUAUUUUGAGUUUGUAUCAUUUGUUAUAUAGGGAGAUAAUUAUAAAGUCCCUAUUUCCUUUGGUAUAACUAACUAAUUGUGUUAUUUCUGAAACUAUAUCUUUGCACUACUUUAAACAUUGUUGACAAGAGAACUAUUUUUUUAUGGUAAUCUUUUAAAAAAACCCAUACAAAUACUCACUGAGAAACCGAGGCACGGAUCAGGACAUUUCUUGACAUGUAUUUAUUUUUUCCUCCGAUCAGACAUGCUGUUAAACAGUUUUUAACAUUUGUUAAUUAGGAUUUUUUUUGUAGCCUUGUUAGUCUUCCUCAAGUCCGUUGGGUGGAAAAAGUAAAUCAAGGAAAACUAAAAUGAUAAAAGUCAAGACAGAUCUGUUAGUGUCUCACUGUGCCCAAGCAAACUUGGCUUUCCUUACUCAGCUCUCGCAGCUAUAUCAAAGUGUAGCGUUUUUUUUUGUUGUUGUUGUUAAACUUUGUAUAUGCAUGAAUGUAUGAUAAUCUUUGUACACCAUUUGUAAUAAUUUCAUGGUAAUUUAAAUGCUGUUGUGCGUACCUUUGCAACAUGUAAGAAGUGUAUUUGUAUGGGAUCAGAAUCAUAUCCUUUUUGAUGAUGUUUGUAAAGAAAAUAUAUUGUUGGGUUGUUGGUGCACUGUUGCCUUUCGUGUUGUUGAUUUCAUAUAGCGUGCUCAAAAUAAUAAAAUGAAUGAAUGAGACUGAUACAAACUACAAAA